Didymodactylos carnosus is the source of this 1140-nucleotide messenger RNA. The record is from the annotation of a GenBank genome assembly. NCBI's taxonomy places the organism in Eukaryota, Metazoa, Rotifera, Eurotatoria, Philodinida, Philodinidae.
AUGUUUUCAGUUGAAAGCAAUUAUCGACUAUCAAAACGUCCACAAACUGGAGGCGUAGUGACAAAUUCACAUUCUAUGUUACCAGUUCGUAUACUGAGUGCUCGAAUACCAUCUAAACCAAUGAUAUCUCGAAAAUUUCGUUUACCAUAUGAACAUAUUGUGAAACAAGUAACACAUGAACAUAUCUUAGAAAAAGGAACAGGUUUGACAUUUGAACAAAUGAGAUAUUUAGAUAAAACGCAAAAAAAAACAACUGCAUCUAGUGAUGUCGGUGAUCAAAUUCUCACACAUAUAAAACGUGAUACGGAUAUUCAAAUUAAACAAACUUAUGAAAAAUUAAUUCAAGCAGAACGUUCUCGCUUAGAAGAGGAAUAUCAAUUGAAAACAAAUCAAUUGAACUUGAAAUGGAAAGAGCAAUUGGAAACAGAAAAACAUACAUUACAAGAGGAGUUCAAUAAUUUAUUGACUAAUAUUGAUCAGAAACGUCAUGAAACUAAUAGAGAAAAGGAAAAAGAAUUAAUCAGACGAAUGAAAGAUGAAUCAGAAGCUGCUCUAGCCCGUCAAUGGCAAUUGGCCAAUGAACGUUUAUCAAAAGCUGUUGAAGAUACUGAACGACGUACACAAAGAUUAAUGGAAUUGCAAUUUAUUCAAGAGAAACAAAAUGUUAUUGAUGAAACUGUUGCCAAAAUGGAGAUUGAAUACAGUCAAAGAGAGCGUAUUGCAUUACAAACAUUGAAACAAGAAUUGGAAGAAAAACAUCAACUUCAAAUUCGAGAAAUAGAUGAAAGUCAUAAAAAACAAAUAGAUGAAUGGAAAACGAAAAAUAAAUUAACUGAAAAAAAAUUUCAUCAAGAAUUUAACGAUCGUGUUCGAUUAGAAAGUGAUUUUAGAUUAUUACAAACAGAUUAUAAACGUUUCAUGGAUUAUACUAAUUUUUUUCACUCUGAUUAUUUAUUGAAAUUACAUCAUGUUGGUCAACAGUUAACAUCAAAAAAGAUUUGUGAUACAAAAUUUGAACAAAUUCUAGAUCGUAUAUUAAAUGAACUAAAUCAAACAUCAUCAACAACAUUGCCGUCGAAUUAUUCAAGAAGCUCUUCUCUAAAAGUUUCAAAAUGUUCGUUAAAUAUACGUGAUAAUUAA